Morchella importuna is the source of this 1467-nucleotide messenger RNA. RefSeq lists its product as uncharacterized. The transcript is spliced from 3 exons. Lineage: Eukaryota; Fungi; Ascomycota; Pezizomycetes; Pezizales; Morchellaceae. The coding region runs from base 1 to 1467 and encodes 488 amino acids. The record is from RefSeq and is a predicted model, not a curated record.
AUGGGUUGUCAUCUCGGUUUAACCGCUAUUGUGUCCUUCCGCACAACCCCCGAGUUGUCUAUUUCUUGCAAGAACGUUGCCCGGAAGACCAUAGUCCCAAGUCAAGUUCUCACUCGGUCCAAGUCUAGUGCAGUCCGCUCAACAGGCCCAGCAGCAACAGGCCCAGCAACAGGCCGCUCAACAGGCCCAGCAGGCUCUACUACUCCCUCACCAGCACCCGUCAGUGCUCCACCGAAGGUUCUUGCACCGGAGACCCCUACAUUCAAGCCCCGACGCCCCUCUCGGUUAUUUUCUAGUGCAAGCCCGUCCGAACUAAUAGACCACCCCUCACCAGUACGACAGAGACUAAUUAGACCCGAGCCAUCGCCGAUUGUCCAAGAGGCGUCCCCGGGUGUUCAAGAGACAUCCCCGGGUAUUCAAGAGACAUCCCCGAGCUCGACCGCAUUCGAGGUGACUCAAGCAAGCGAAGCGGAGGUGACUUUAGGUCUACUCAACCUACCUAGAGUGUACACCAGCAUCAGCAACAGCCUAAAGGCGGAAAUGCAAAAUGUGGGUUGGGUCAAUAAAAGCACGUCCGGUAUGGCUGCGUUCAAUGCCCUAUGCCUUUACUUGAUGAACUUGCCCUCCCUCAACGGUUUUCUGCCAAUUUGGACUGGGGGUGACUCCGAUGCCCGUAGAGCACUGGCGAGUGCUCUACAGUGGCUCAUCGCAGAUGUUGGUAUGAAGGAUAGGUUAUCAAGGGGACAGGGAGACCGUCAGUUCAAAGAGGCUGCCGGUGAUAGUGAUGAUGAUGAUGACGGCGGUGGUCAGGCAGCCGGAAGACGCUCUCGCAAAGGGAAAGAGCGUGCAGUACCUCCGGAACUCGUGCGACCUUCCAUAAUGGUUACCGUGGUAGACCCCGAUGCUCUAGGGGCAUUCUUUAUGCUCGUCCCACCACCUACUUAUGACUGGAAUGAUCCCCUGAACGAACCUUCGUUCAUCGGAAUUUUGACCAAGAUAACUUUCCCCGAGCUAUGCAACUUGAUCCUGAAGCACACCGCACCCGGCAGAGCAGUCAGGACUAUCUGGGGGGCAAUUGAGAAUGUCCCCCCGGCAGCUGUUCCUCCUGUUCAGCCGGUGGAGGUACAAAUUACCGAUUCAGAGGAGCUCGAAGGGGACGAUCUGGACACCUGCCGGAUAGCAGCCAAGAGAGCUGCUGACGCACUCGCGGCUGCUGGUGCUGGAGGUGGUGGUGGAGGUGGUGGUGGUGGUGGUGGUGGUGGUGGUGGUGGUGGUCUAGGACCUCCACCGCCUCCGGGCGGACCUCCUCCUCCUCCGGGCGGCGGUGGUGGUGGAGGACCAGCUGGAGGCGGUGGUGGUGGUGGUGGUGGGCCAGCUGGAGGCGGUGGUGAUGGUGGUGGUGGGCCAGCUGGAGGCGGUGGUGAUGGUGGUGGUGGUGAUGGUGGUGAUGGUGGUGGGCAUCAUUAG